Chiloscyllium plagiosum (whitespotted bambooshark) is the source of this 2083-nucleotide messenger RNA. It is a transcript of the gene adra2b, whose product is annotated as adrenoceptor alpha 2B. Gene Ontology annotation, biological process: regulation of smooth muscle contraction; G protein-coupled receptor signaling pathway; platelet activation. NCBI's taxonomy places the organism in Eukaryota, Metazoa, Chordata, Chondrichthyes, Orectolobiformes, Hemiscylliidae. The record is from RefSeq and is a predicted model, not a curated record. Gene Ontology annotation, molecular function: alpha2-adrenergic receptor activity; epinephrine binding. Gene Ontology annotation, cellular component: plasma membrane.
AUGUCGCGGCUGUCGGCGAACAGUGUCAGAGGGAACACCAAAUAGAACAAAAGCCGGUGGGACAUUGUAACCAGUCAAACCAGAUCAAUACAAGAUUCAGAGCCGUUUGAAAAGAAAACAGCGACAGAUUGCAGCCAUGUGGUGGUCACUUUGGAGUGUUGUCUGAAAGAUAUAGCUUUGCCGAAUUAAUUCCUGCAUCAUUUAAUCAGAAUGUAUAUUCCAAUAGAAAGUUCAGCAAAAAAUAUACUUUUCGACAUGACCGUGUUUCAGACAAAACGCGACUGUUUCCAUUUGACUUUUAUACUGAUCAACUCGGACGCAAAUUGACCAGAGGCUGGAAGAAGAGCGAUGGCAUCGGUGGACUGCCCAAUGUUUCGCAGCAAUGCCAGCUUCGUCUGCAAUACCAGCCAGCAAAACUUUUGGGGAGGACGCCUGGUUUCCCUCCCUUACUCGCCUCGAAGCACCGCGGCUAUUGCCACUGCCAUCAGCUUUAUCAUCAUGUUCACAAUCAUUGGGAACAUACUGGUCAUCAUCGCUGUCCUGACCAGCAGAUCGCUGCAAGCCCCCCAGAAUCUCUUCCUGGUCUCUCUGGCCGCUGCGGAUAUCCUGGUGGCCACUUUGGUCAUGCCCUUUUCUUUGGCCAACGAAUUGAUGGGUUACUGGUACUUCAAGAAGAUUUGGUGCGAAAUUUAUCUGGCGCUGGAUGUCCUGUUUUGCACUUCCUCGAUUGUCCACCUCUGCGCGAUAAGCCUGGACAGAUAUUGGUCAGUCACCCAAGCCAUCCAAUAUAAUUCCAAGCGAACUCCUCGGAGAAUCCGCUGUGUGAUUCUGACAGUAUGGCUGAUUGCUGCAGUUAUUUCCUUUCCGCCUCUCAUCUCCAUGAACAAAAACCUCGGCGAAGACGAGAUCCCUGUGUGUCGUUUGAAUGACGAGAAAUGGUACAUCCUGUCUUCAUGUAUCGGAUCUUUCUUCGCUCCGUGUGUCAUCAUGAUUCUGGUUUACAUCAGGAUUUACCAGGUGGCCAAACAGAGGACGAGGCAGCCUCUCGGCAGCAGAAAGCCGGAGCUGGUCAACGCCAACAGCUCCAAGGAACAAGGUGCAUCCUUCCGUCCCAGUUGGCAGGAGGAGAGCAAACCCAAGGACGAGGAGAAACCGGGGAAUUCUCCGUCCCGGGGCCACGAAGGACUUUCCAGACAACAGAAGGCGCAUAGAAGGGAUGGUUACCUCUGCUCCACCAACCCACUCCGUCAGGAUGAGAGCAACUCGACUUCCCAAAGGGAAGGAGAGCACUCCAUGAGGCGAGCGAAACCUCGGACACCAAGUACAAUCAGGAGGAAAGCCAUCCAGAACCGGGAGAAACGCUUCACUUUUGUUCUAUCUGUUGUGAUUGGUGGCUUUGUUGUCUGCUGGUUCCCGUUUUUCUUCUCCUACAGUCUGACUGCCAUCUGUCCAGCCACAUGCUCUGUGCCCUCUACCAUCUUCAAAUUCUUCUUCUGGAUCGGUUAUUGCAACAGUUCCCUUAACCCGGUGAUAUACACCAUCUUCAACCAGGAUUUCCGAAUGGCUUUUAAAAAGAUCCUUUGUCGAGAACAGAGAAGAUCCGUUUACAUCGUCUAGUCCGCAGGUUUCAGACCAGCCGGUUGGUGCCCGAACAGCGAGAAGUUUAUUUCAAACUAAAUAAAAGUUUUGCAAAUAAAUGGCAUGUGACUGUACCAAUGUCUCAUCACGGCCUGAUGCUGUAUUGAAACAAGGAAACAAAUGGGCUGCUGUUGAAAGGAAAUGCUCCAAAAUGAAAUGGUUGUGUUUGGUUCAGUAUCAAGUCUGGAACAAGAUCAAUGGGGAACGUCAAGUCCUGUCGGUUCUCAGGAGAACCAACCCCUUGUACAAUUAGAGUGUGGUUCACUUCGGAAAUUCGGCUCGCUCUCGCUUUUUCAGAUCGGUACAAAGAGAAAAUGCUUUUUCGCCAUUAGCUAUUCAAUGGCCGCUGGAAACCCGUCUUUUCUCUUAGAUUUUUCGCGCCUUGUUAAAUAUCUAUACCCUUUGUAAAGAUGCUGCCGACAUGUGGUAAAGUGCAGAGACCUGC